This is a messenger RNA of Oncorhynchus keta (chum salmon), 467 nucleotides long. RefSeq names its product coiled-coil domain-containing protein 122-like. The record is from RefSeq and is a predicted model, not a curated record. Lineage: Eukaryota; Metazoa; Chordata; Actinopteri; Salmoniformes; Salmonidae. Bases 14 to 262 code for a protein of 82 amino acids. The transcript has 2 exons.
AGAGUUGGAUGACAUGAGGGGGCAGAUCUCAGACCGGAGGAAGAUGGUGACUGAGAGAAGAGAGCUCAUCCUGAAGGAGUUUGAGAGUCACACACUGAUCAAGAAGCAUAUCGAGAUCCAGAACAGACGGUACGAUGCCAUCGUGAAGCGUCUCCACUGCCAACUGAUGAAGGCCCAGUCUGGCCACAGGCAGUUGUCUGAUGAUAUCUACCACAUGGAGAGAGAGAUCCAGGACCUCAAGAGACACCUCGAGUUGCCAUAAGUUAGCAUUCUGGUUCAUAAAACUGUAUGUUUUGUUAGUAUGACCUAAGGCUAGCAGUUUUCCCUAACCAAGACAUACUUCAGGCACUAGUGUAGGUCUGUGCAUAACUGUUGCUGUUCAUUUUCUUUUUUUUACACUUUUCUCUCUCUUUUUUUUUCAGUGAAAGUAAUGAAUUGGAAAGCCAUUAAACAAAAACAUGUCUUUA